Molecule: messenger RNA, 2750 nt
Organism: Vespula vulgaris
Lineage: Eukaryota; Metazoa; Arthropoda; Insecta; Hymenoptera; Vespidae
Exons: 5
Coding region: 301-1905 (534 amino acids)
Biological process (GO): neurogenesis
Cellular component (GO): cytosol; P-body
Molecular function (GO): protein binding
Source: RefSeq, a predicted model, not a curated record
CAGACAAGAUGGCGGUGGCAUUCUGUGCAUAGACCGAUAUACAAGCUUUUACAUCGCCUAAACGUUACGUUGGUCGAAAAAUUGGUUAAUUCAAGAAGACAAGCUUUUUCGGUAACAAAGUUACACGGACGAAACAUACAAAACUUUCUUCGUUAUUAUUUAUCGUUUGUUAUUAUGGAAAAGUCUAUAGUUUUCCCGCGCGUAUUUUGACGAUCGUAGGUACGGCCUACGCAUUUUUUUGGCAUCGUUUAUGUGAUAUUCCGUAUUUAUAGCGACGGGAGACGUCGCGUAAGAAUAGAGAUGGGUCUACCUUGUGACUGGCAGAUCAGCAAGCAGAAAAUAUCAGAACGUGGUAGAUAUUUGCUUGAGACUGGACAAUGGUCGGACUGCAAAUUUAUUGUUGGUCAGGAACCUCAUCAGGAAACGUUAAAAGGACAUAAAUUGUUUUUGGCAAUGUCCAGUCCGGUAUUCGAAGCUAUGUUUUAUGGAGGUAUGGCAGAAAAAAAUGAUCCUAUACAGAUACGCGACGUUCAACCAGAUGCAUUCAAGGCACUAUUAGAGUAUAUAUAUACGGAUCGCGUUAAUCUUGGUUCGUUUGAACUUGCCUGUGAGUUAUGCUAUUGCGCAAAAAAAUAUAUGUUGCCGUCCUUGGUGGAAGAAUGUAUGCAAUAUCUGUGGUUCGAUUUGUCGCCAAAGAUAGCUUGUAGAGCCUACGAGUUUGCAAAACUUUUCGAAGAACCUGUGCUCAUGGAAAAGUGUUUACAAAUAAUAUGUACUAAAACGAAUGAGGUUCUAGAAGAACCUAGUUGGGAAGAAGUAGAAUUGGGUACAGUAAUUACUGUAUUAGAACAAGUUGAUCUAGAGAUUAAUUCAGAACUUGACUUGUUUACUGCUGUCGAGCGGUGGGCUAAAGCAGAAUGUGCAAGAAAGUCGCUUGACCCAACCGAUGGAAAGUCUUUGAAGUCUGUAAUUGGUAAUGCUUUAUCAAAAAUUAGAUUUUUAACUUUGACGCCGCAAGAAUUUGCUGAAAGUCCAGGAAUGUCUCCGCUGUUAACUCAAGAUGAAGCUUUUGCUAUCUUGAUGAAUAUAUUAUGCACAGAAAAUAAAGCACCACUACCCGAAGGAUUUUCCAGUGAUACGCACAAUAGGGCAAAACCAUUGAUGAAAGCACAGUCUGCACAUUUUUGUCCAUCUAAGCACAGACGGGUAUCCACUCCACAUACCAAUUCGUUUAGUUCGUGUACAUUUUGGCCCUCGACAUCUCUACACUACCAAUUGUCUUAUAACAAUGAAGGAGAAGGUAGUAAUACCUUACACAAUGCACCACCAAUGGUAGUUGAAGGAGGAGUAAGAAAAGAUUCUGGAAAUUUAAGUCAAACGAAUAAUCCAUCUACAGUUAUAAUUGAAGGUGGAAUUCGUGAGGGACCAAAAUAUUAUUGUCUUCGAGCGAUAGCCCAUCAAACAGACUGCCUUAAUAGCAAUGUUUUAGAUUGUUCUGUGGCAUUUAGUGUGGACAAAAACAUUUGUGUUAUGGGUGUGCAAGUACCGACACAAAUUGCAACUGUGGCAAGUAAUUUACAUCAAAAUUCAGAUCCUGAUACGUCAUAUACAGAAAUACUGUAUGCUCAUCUUUUAGAUUCUGAUGGCAGUCGUUUAACAUACACACAUUUUACUACUAAAGUAAAUGUUGGAACACUCGUGGAAAUUACAUUUAAUCGACCUGUUUACAUACAAAAACACAAGAUUUAUCGCGUGGGUGUAGUCUUUAACAAAGUUGGUUGGUAUCCAAUGGGACUCUGCACGCAACAUAUGACCUGUGAUUCUGUAUUCUUUUCGUUUGGAAUCGGUAAUACUGAUCACAGUGUCAGAGAUGGUCUCAUUCGUUCAAUUGUGUUCACUUAUUAACGUCAACGAUUAAAUCGUUUGUCGUUAAAAAAUUUUAAAUACGUAUUUUGGAUUUGUGAUAAGACAAAUGUCUACCCUAUUCUGUUAUGUAUAUUACAUUGUUAUUUUAUCUUUUAAAUUUGAUUUCAAUCAUUAUAAGAAUAUUGGAAACGUAAGAAAUUGUACAAAUAAUACUCAUUGGUUCUAGUUAUAAAAAAAGUAGUGAUGGACAAAUUGUAAUUUAAUCGUUUCCUAAUAACAUGUAAUUAAUUGUAUUGAAAGCUAUAAUAAGGAAACUUAGUGUACGUAUUUAGAAUUAGGUUUGCCAUUUCACACUGACAAAUUAAUAUAAAUACGACUAAGAAAAAUACACAAUUAAAUAUUAUGUUGUGAAUAAUCUGGAAAUAAUUGAAUUAUAACUUGUUCAACAGAGAAGGAAAAUCUGUGUACAAACAAACUUUUUUUAACUUAUAUGAAAAUAUCAAGUUUUCUGUACAAAAACAAACCUGGAUUUUACGGUUUAAAUACCCUUAUUAAAGAUUCAAUCGCAUAUAAACAGAAUGUAGCAUUGACUUUCCCUUGCAAAGUUUUAGCUUUUUAAAAAUACUAUAUAAUCAGUCUCAUAAAUUAAUUUAAUAACAUUAAUGAUUUUUUUGUUUCUUUAAAUGUAUAUCAUAUGUCGUUUUUAAAUGUUUAUAUAUAACAUUUGACAGUGCGCGCAAAAUUAAAUUAGAAAAAAUUCUAACAUAUUACAUACUAAAGUUAUCUAUUUGUGUUCCUGUUCUGCAUUAUCCGAGUAUUGCUAUGUAUUUGUCGCAUUUUAAUGGUAUGAAAAGUUUUAAUAAAUCUCUUUAUAUUUACGCUUU